AUCCCUCUUUCUCCCUCCCUCCCUGCCAUGAAUGGAGCUGCCUGACUGACUGACUGGCGGCGGCGGAGGAAGAAGAAGACGAGGCACGCCGAUUGGCCUCCUCGGGGGCCCGUGCUCCCAACCGGAGGCGCCCCAACGAGACCCCCGGACAGACCCCCAGAGAGCCUUCCGUCCUUUGCGAAACUUUGCCCGCGAGGAGACGCCGCCGAAGGAAGAGGAGAAGGGCCCGGGGCGAGAGAGAGAGAGAGAGAGGGAGAGAGAUUGAAAGAGAGAGAGGCGGCCUCGGGGCCUUCCUUCUUCCCCUUCCUUCCCUCUCCUCCUCCUCCUCCUCCUCCUCCUCUUCCUCCUCCUGCUGCUGCUGCUGCUCUCCUUCCUCGGGGCCCCUCUCCGUGGUGCUGAAAUGGGGGAGGCCGGGGAGGGCGAGGGCGACGCGGGGGCCUCCUGGGGGGCGGCCGGGGCCCUCUGAUCCGGGGCCCCCUCCUCCCGGCCCUCCUCCUCCUCCUCCUCCUCCAACCCCCUCCCUCCCUCCCUCCUCGGGGCGCCCUUCGCCCAUGUGGCUGCAGGAGGAUGGACCCCCACCUGAGGAUGGACCCCCGGCUCCUCUGCCUCCACGCCGCCCUCCUGCUCUACUUCAACGGGGCCACCCUCUCCCUCGCAGACCCAGACAGUCCCUCUGCUCCAGUCAAUGUCUCAGUCAAGCUCUUGAAUGCCAACUCCGCCAUCGUGACCUGGGAUGUCCUGGAAGAGGAAGUGGUCAUUGGGUUCGCCAUCUCCCAGCAGAAAAAGGACGUGCGGAUGCUGCGCUUCAUCCAGGAGGUGAACACCACCACGCGCUCGUGCUCCCUCUGGGACCUGGAGGAGGACACCGAGUAUAUCGUCCACGUCCAGUCCAUCAGCAUCCAGGGCCAGAGCCCAGCAAGCGAGCCCUUCAUCUUCAAGACACCCCGCGAAGCUGAGAAGCUGGCCUCCAAAAAUAAAGACGAGGUGACGAUGAAGGAGAUGGGAGAGAAAAACCAGCAGCUGCGAGCGGGAGAGGUCCUCAUCAUCGUUGUGGUCCUAUUCAUGUGGGCAGGGGUGAUUGCGCUCUUCUGCCGGCAGUACGACAUCAUCAAGGACAACGAACCCAACAACAACAAGGAGAAGGCCAAGAACACCUCUGAGAACAGCACCCCCGAGCACCAGAGUGGGGGGCUCCUGCGCAGCAAAUUCCCCAAAAACAAGCCCUCGGUGAACAUCAUUGAAGCAUGACAGCCGGAUGGACCGGCUCCAUUCUUCCACACCUGCUGCUUUUCCUUCCCAGAUUUGGCUGCCGGGGAAUUGAAAACAGGGUUGUCCUUUGUGCCGCCAGAGACUUCAACCGCUUCCAUCUUUCGACGGAGGAGGAGGAGGGCCAAGCCAAGCAAACUUAACCCAAGGUGGAGUGAUAGAAAACUCUUUUAUUGGGAUGAGAGAAUGGAAACAUUCCCAUCUUCAAGGGUCGGGUUUGGACUUGCUGUACUCGCCUGUGCCAUAGAGGCCGAAUCACGGUGCCAUCGUCCACCCCGACUGUCCGUCUCCGUUUCUUCUCUCUGUGGUUCCGCUUCCUCCCAUGGCUCCGUUUUCUAAACAUAGGGGAUGCUUGCCCGUGAUCUCAGACGCCUCCAACCUCCCUUUUCAUGGAAAGGAAGCCCCUCUUCUCCCAAGACAAAGGACGUUGCCCCCAAAUCUGCCGUUUUCGCAGGCCUAGAGUGCCAUUUCCCAUAAAUAAACACAAGCACACGACAUUCUCCACCUGGGUUCUCAGGACUCCACCAGCUGCUUCUUUAGAGGUUAUUUUGAGCAGUUGUGAGUUUCUUCUUUCCGGUGCGUGUCGUGCGUCGUGUUCCCUUGUCGGAUAAUAUUCAACAGAGAAUGCAAAAAAGAAAAAAAAUGAAGCCGAAACCAAACCCGUUUUUUCAACGCAACAUAAUGGCAAGAUCUGCCAAAAAGCAUCUGGUUUUGUUUUCCACUCGAUUGCAAACAUUGUAUGCAUUUUAUACCAGUUUAUCUGCCUGCUGUGGCUCCUCUCACCAAGGCUGUGUGCCUGCACUGUAGAAUGAAUGCAGUUUAAAACCACUUGAACCGCCAUGACUCCAUGUGAUGGAAUCUGCUAGGAUUUGGGGUUUGAUGAGGCAUCCCCUCGCUUUGCAGAGAAGGCAAAAGACCUGGUAAUACUACAACUCCCAUGAUUUCAGACCACUAAGCCAGAGCAGUUCAAGUGUUGUCAAAAUUGCAUUCAUUCUACAAUGUAAAUACAUCCAAAAUCCCAGGAAUGGCUAUUUUAUGAUGUGAUGAAACUGUACAGAUGUAGAAAGAGCUUUACCAGUGUGGUUAUUGUGGUUUCCCCCAAUGUAUGGCCUCCCUGUUGACGAGGUUGUUUGGAGAUGA
Messenger RNA from Anolis sagrei ordinatus, 2406 nucleotides. RefSeq names its product fibronectin type III domain-containing protein 5. Gene Ontology annotation, molecular function: protein binding. Gene Ontology annotation, cellular component: plasma membrane; extracellular region. The record is from RefSeq and is a predicted model, not a curated record. Gene Ontology annotation, biological process: positive regulation of brown fat cell differentiation. Lineage: Eukaryota; Metazoa; Chordata; Lepidosauria; Squamata; Anolidae.